Molecule: messenger RNA, 2897 nt
Organism: Sinocyclocheilus rhinocerous
Lineage: Eukaryota; Metazoa; Chordata; Actinopteri; Cypriniformes; Cyprinidae
Product: solute carrier family 40 member 1-like
Exons: 7
Coding region: 263-1507 (414 amino acids)
Biological process (GO): iron ion transmembrane transport
Cellular component (GO): basolateral plasma membrane
Molecular function (GO): peptide hormone binding; iron ion transmembrane transporter activity
Source: RefSeq, a predicted model, not a curated record
AACACGGUGCUCGGCUGCGUCCGCGAGCCCUUUCGGGAAUUAUAUGUUUUUACACAUUUAGUCGUUCUAGAAGGGGUUAUUUCUCUCCAACUUCAGCUACAGUGAUAGCUAAGUUUGGAGAGGAGAGAAGGGAAAUAUUCGUGUUUUUGCGCAGGAAAUAUUUGCAGCGAGGAUUUACUUUUCCUGUUGAACCUGAACAAUACAAAGGAACUAAAAUCCUGACAAAUACAACCGAACAAAUACAAUCGAUAUUCAACGCACAAUGGACAGAACUGCAUCUAAAAAACCUUGCUGUGAAAGAUUUUGCGAAUUCUUCAAGUCUGCGAAAUUCCUCAUUUACCUAGGACAUGCCUUGUCAACAUGGGGGGAUCGGAUGUGGAAUUUUGCUGUGGCUGUGUUUUUGGUGGAGCUGUAUGGCAAUAGUUUACUCCUGACAGCUGUGUAUGGACUGGUGGUUGCGGGGUCUGUCCUCUUACUGGGCGCUAUUAUUGGUGACUGGGUGGACAAAAACCCCAGACUGAAAGUGGCACAGACGUCUUUGGUUGUCCAGAACAGUGCUGUCAUUCUCUGUGGUGUCCUUCUGAUGGCCGUUUUCCAGUUUAAAGAACAGCUUACUAUCAUGUACAGUGGAUGGUUGCUUACAUCAUGCUACAUUUUGGUCAUCACCAUUGCUAACAUCGCUAACUUGGCCAGCACAGCUAUGUCCAUCACCAUCCAGAGGGACUGGGUUGUGGUUGUGGCUGGAGAUGAUCGGAGCAAAUUGGCAGAUAUGAACGCAACUGUAAGAAUAAUCGAUCAGUUAACCAACAUUCUGGCUCCAAUGCUUGUGGGCCAGAUCAUGGCAUUCGGUUCCCAUUUCAUCGGCUGUGGUUUUAUCUCGGGUUGGAAUGUGUUCUCCAUGUGCUUGGAGUACUUCCUGCUUCGGAAAGUUUAUCAGAAGACUCCAGCACUUGCCUUCAAGGCAGGACAGAAGGACGCUGAUGACCAAGAGCUGAAGCAUCUCAACGUACAAAAAGAGAUUGGAAAUAAUGAAAGUCCAGUUGAAGGCUCCCAGCUGAUGAAUGAAUCUGCUGAGGUGAAGAAGAACACCAGUUGCUGCUACCAAAUGACAGAACCCAUCCGCACCUUUAAGGAUGGCUGGGUGGCCUACUACAACCAGUCCAUCUUCUUUGCUGGCAUGUCUCUGUCUUUCCUCUACAUGACCGUUCUGGGCUUCGACUGCAUCACCACAGGCUAUGCGUACACUCAGGGCCUGAACGGCUCCGUGCUCAGUCUCCUCAUGGGAGCUUCAGCUAUAUCUGGAAUCUGUGGAACGGUGGCAUUCACCUGGAUCAGAAAGAAGUGUGGCCUGAUCAGAACCGGCAUCAUCGCUGGAGUCGCCCGAUCUGGGCCAACACUAUGUUGCUGUCUGGGAUGGUUCUUAUGGGUUAUACAUGCUUUAAUUACUUUUGUAAAAGCUCCAAAGCAAAAAUGGGCAUAUUUAUUCUACUUUUACGUAUUUUAUUAGUUUUUCGACUUUAUGGUCAUAGCUAACCUUCAGACUAGGUAUAUAAGUUUUACAAUGUGCUCUACUUUAAGAUAGUAUAGUUUUGUAAUGCUUGUCCCUCAAUGCUUUUUGCAAGCCAUGGUUAAAGUCUCUUUGAUAGUUAUUUGGAGUGUGCUAGUUAUUCAUUCAGGAAUGCUUAUAUAAUGGUUAUAUAUUUAUAUACAUGUAGUCAGUAUUCUGCAUCUCAGCUUCAGUGGUGCUAGAUUGUUAUUAUAACUCUUCUGGAAAGCUAUGCAGACAUAUACGGUUUGUACAUGUAACCAAAGUGGAUUUUUUUCACCAUGUGGAAGUGAGGGAAUUGCAGCCGUUUUCUUAUAUUAAACAUUCUGAAUAUUAUUGGUGUGAGAUUUAGGCCCUGAUACACUCAACCCAUUGCAACUAGAGUUUUUAGCACUAGAUGUGUUUUUGUCCUGUUUGAUUUGAAAGUGAUUUUAGCACAUAAUUCUUUUUGCAAAGAUUGUUACACAAGCACUUUACACGAUUAUACUUUUUCCAUUACAAAAUAAUUAGCGCAACAAGACACUUCAGGUAUUAAGACAUUUGCACAAAAUAGUAGCAGUCCUGCAUUAACACAGGAUUUUGUUUUUUUUUAACAAGAUUUCAUAUCUGCUUCAAAAUCACAACAAAAUCUGGAUUUUAGAACUAGCUAAUAACUCAACCAACCUCUUGAUUUUUACUGCUCUGUAAGUGAUGACACCCCUGUUUUCCCUUCAUUCAAAUCAAAUGCUAAUCUAGACAGCACAAAGUAAACAUUAAAGACCUGCCUAUGAGCCACAAAAGCUACAAUCGUUCAGGUACUAACAUCCUUUUGACAACCACAGCUGGCUUGACAUAUAUAUGAAGUAUUUUGUAAUAGUUGUGUAAUAUUGCUGUUGGACACCAGCGGGAAUCCACCAUAUGCACAGAACAGAGAAGGGAUUAUUGAGUCCAGUGUGGUUGGCUGGUUUGAAGUGCAGCUGGUCACAAACACAGGUGCCAAGUCACUGCCGGUUUACUUCACUUGUUAGGCAAGCAUUUUUAACAUGCCAGGAUUGUUUCAUGAGGCCCUUACGAACAUACUGUCAGUUUUUAAACACUUAAUUGCUUCAGUGCAUACUGUCUUUCUAUGAAUGUGAAGCCUUAUUUACAUCUGUAAAAAAAAAAGUUUUAUAUUCUCGUGUUGACUAGUUUUAUUUGAAUUCAGUUUUGUCCUCCUAUGUAACACCACACAGAAGAUCUUGCCCUUGACACAAUUACAAAAUGAAACACUUGCAAAAAAAAUUGUGCUUAAAACCCAGAUAUACAAGGAAUAUACAACUCAAGACUUGUACCGCAUCUCACUUCAACCGAAAUAAACAGAUUUGUACCCAAA